AUGGCGACACCCGACAUAUCGACCCUCACCUCCUCCGCCCAGAUCUUCUCCUCCAACUACACUCUACCGCAGAUCCGCGCCAUCCACCGAUCCCUUCAUGUCGAAAUCGACGAGAAGGCGAGCCGCCUGCGCACUCAGGUUGGCAACUCGUACCGCGACCUCCUCGGUACUGCCGACACCAUCGUCCAGAUGCGCAAGGACAACGACGCCGUCCAGGGCGUCCUGGGAGGUAUGGGCGGCCGUUGCGGGCGCGGCGUCGUCGGAUCCAAGGUAUCUGGUCUGAGCGGGUUCGAAGACGCCGUCAGGAAGCGCACCGGCGGAGACGUCGGCAUCGUCGCGAAGGUCAGGCUGCUCGAGACCUGCGCGCUCGUCGUCGGCCGUAUGCUCAAGGGCUCCGGUGCCGAGAUCCAGGAUUUGAGCAAAGGAGAUAGGGUCGUCCUCGCUAGCAAGGUGCUGGUGCUGAGCCGGCUUUUGGUGAAGAGCCUGGGAGAGGAGGAGAGGCUGGACGGGGACGUCGGCCACGCUGUUGAGGCCACGAAGAAGAGCUUGGUUGGCUUGAAGAAGAGGUUGUUGCGAUACAUUGAUGGCUUGUUGGAGCGUACAGGAGAUACCAUCAAGCAGGAGGAUGUCCUCAAGGCAUUGUGUGCCUAUAGCUUGGCCACCAGCUGCGGCGCCUUCGACGUCGUCACCCACUUCUUGGGUGUAAGAGGCGCCGCCAUGGCGCUUGCUUUCGAAGUUGAAGACAAGGAGCGGCAUAGGAGCACGGGAGACGUGCUCAAGAGUCUGACGCUGUACACAAGGACGCUGUUAGAUGUUCAGGCCCUCGUACCUUUCAAGCUAUCUGACGCGCUGUCGAACCUCAAGAAGAGCCCCUUGCUAGCGGACAUGGCACUCAAGAAGCUUGAGGGCCUACGCCUCGACGUCUACGAGCGAUGGUGCGGGGAGGAGAUCCAGUUCUUCACCCCCUUCAUCCGGCACGAUGACCUCGACGGCCCGCGGGCGAGGGACAUGCUCUUCAGCUGGGCCGAGAAGGGCAGCGAGGUGCACAUCGACGGCCUCAAGAAGACCAUGGAGCGCAUGGUGGAAUUCAAGGCCAUCACCGAGCUGCGGACGAGCGUACUCCAGCUGUGGAUCCGCGAGGGCGGCAAAGCCCGUGGUUUCGACCCCUCCGAGAUGCUCGACGAGCUGCGCGGCGCCAUCAACGGUCACAUGCUGAACCUCGUCGAGACCAAAGUCAACAAGCUGCACCUCAUCGGGUCCGAGGUUUCGGCGACGCUGGACUCGUGGCGGGACGGCGUGACGGAUCAGCCUGUGGAACUCUGGAACGUUCGCAGCUUCGACAUCGACCUCAUCAACGGAGCGGAUCACUUCUUGCAGGAGCUCGUAGCCAGGUUGCACGGCCGGAAUGACUCGGUCUCCAAGGCCGUGAACGGGUUUCAGUCGUGGCGGCACAUCAUUGAGGAGGUGGGCGACGUGGUGGAGCACCUGAAGAGGCAGCGUUGGGACAACGACAUUGACGAGAUUGAGGACGAAGAGACGAUCGAAGAGAGACAGCAACUGCUCAGCAAAGAUGACCCUAGAACGCUGCACGAGAAGCUCGACUCGACACUGGUCAAGGCUUUCAAGGACCUGGACGAGAAGCUCACGAGCCUAUGGAGGUCUAGAUCGGACGCGCAGAACAGCGGCAAGGUUGCCAUGUACCUCCUCCGCAUCCUGCGAGACGUACGCCAGGGCCUGCCGAAGCUCGACAGCGUCAAGAGCUUCGGGCUGGGGAUAGUGCCGUCUCUGCAGGGGCAGCUCGCCGUUGCUGUGUCGGCGCAGCCACUGGAGGCCUUUAUAAGCAAGGGACUCACCCAGAGGACUGUCAUCGGCCGUCUGCUGUGGGAGGGCAGCCCCGAGCUGCCCACACAGCCUUCACCCAGAGUGUUUCGGUUCCUGCGUGAUGUGUCGACGGAGAUGAGCGACGCUGGAAUGGACUUGUGGAGCGCGGUGGCUGUCGGCGUUAUUAAGCAGCAUCUCAGGAAGCAACUGGCCGAGAAGUGGCUGGAGGCUCUUGAGGCACAUCUUGCGGAAAAGACGAGUGGCGACGCAUCAGUAUCUGAAGAAAAGCAGGUUGCGCCCGUCGAGGAAACGCCUGAGGAUGAGGAAGAGGAGACUUCUGGCGAGGAGAAAAAGCAGGAAGAGGGCUUUGAUGCUAGGAAGGAGGAGGAUGCGUCCGGCGAGCAGCCAGAAAGCGGAGAAGAGAAGCCAGAAGAGAAGGCUAAGGAGGAGGAGGCCUCCGAAGCCCCCGAACCACCGACAAAAGUGGACGAUGACCUUGCACAACAGCGCCGGGACCUUCUGAUUCAGUGGCUGUUUGACGUCUCUCUGCUACGAUGCUAUCUCGACCCUCAGGCGGACAGUGAAAGCAAUGAGCUCAAGGGCUUGGAGGACAGGGUCUACGACAGCACAGGCCUGGACAGCAACGACGCGCGGCAGAGCAUUGCCAAGUCGUCGCAGGACUACCACAAGAGGACAAACCUGCUUUUCGGCCUGCUGUGA
Colletotrichum higginsianum IMI 349063 is the source of this 2541-nucleotide messenger RNA. Its product is annotated as Sphingolipid c9-methyltransferase. The transcript has a single exon. Lineage: Eukaryota; Fungi; Ascomycota; Sordariomycetes; Glomerellales; Glomerellaceae. Gene Ontology annotation, biological process: intra-Golgi vesicle-mediated transport. Gene Ontology annotation, cellular component: COG complex; Golgi apparatus. The coding region runs from base 1 to 2541 and encodes 846 amino acids. The record is from RefSeq and is a predicted model, not a curated record.